GGAAGGAACUGCGGGUGUGUGUAUGUGUGUGUGUGCAUGUGAGUGCGCGCGCCAGUGCGUGGACAAGGAGGUGUUGGCAGCCGAGUUAGAAUCCCAACUCCUUGCACUCCAUUUGCUAUUCUCUUCUUUCUCCCCCACACCUAUCUGGUGGUGGUGGGCGUUUAUAUUUGCGUUUCUUUUCAUUCAUUUCCAAAUCUUUUACAUUUUGAGGGUUGGGGGUAGUGGGAAAGGCACGAGAGGGUAGCGGAGGAGAGCAGUAGCAGAAGAGCAGGAGGAGGACAUGGAGAUGAAGAAGAGGAUUAACCUGGAGUUAAGGAGCAGAGCCCCGGAGGAGGUGACAGAGUUAAUCCUUGAUAAUUGUCCUUGUGUCAAUGGGGAAAUUGAGGGCCUGAAUGAUACUUUUAAAAAACUAGAGUUUCUGAGUAUGAUUAAUGUGGAACUAAGUUCACUGGCCCGGCUUCCCAACUUAAAUAAACUUCGAAAGUUGGAACUUAGUAACAAUAGAAUUUCUGGAGGGUUGGAAGUCCUGGCAGAGAAAUGUCCUAAUCUUACCCAUCUCAAUCUGAGUGGAAACAAAAUCAAAGAUCUCAGUGCACUAGAAGCUCUGCAAAAUCUUAAAAAUUUGAAAAGUCUUGACUUGUUUAACUGUGAAAUCACAACCCUAGAAGAUUAUAGAGAGAGUAUUUUUGAACUGCUGCAGCAAAUCACCUACUUAGAUGGAUUUGAUCAGGAGGAUAACGAAGCACCAGACUGGGGAGCGGAGGAUGAUGAGGAUGGAGAUGAAGAUGAUGAAGAGGAAGAUGAGGCCGGUCCGCCUGAAGGGUAUGAGGAUGAGGAGGAGGACGAGGAGGACGAGGAGGAGGAUGAAGAUGAAGCCGGCUCAGAGCUGGGAGAGGGAGAAGAGGAAGUGGGCCUCUCCUACCUAAUGAGAGAGGAGAUUCAGGAUGAGGAAGAUGAUGAUGACUAUGUUGAAGAAGGGGAAGAAGAAGAGGAAGAAGAAGAAGAGGAAGAAGAAGGUCUUCGAGGGGAAAAGCGGAAACGAGAUGCUGAAGAUGAUGGAGAGGAAGAAGAUGACUAGAUCAUUCUAAGAACCAGAUCCCCUAAACUCCUGGGUGUGCAAUAGAGUGGUCACAUCUUGCUUCUUCAUGUAUAAUAGCUAUCCCUGCAGAAGAUAACAUGUAACUUUUUGUAGGAAAAGUGUGGUUUUACUAUUUUUGCCUUAUCAUUCCAAAUAAGAUUGACUAGUCUGUUAAUGAUCAUGUUGUAUGUAGAGAAAAGUUUUCAUUGACCUCCAUUGUGAAAUUCUCUAGUGGUUUGUUUAGAAUCUUACUUUUUCUAAUACAAGUUUACUGUAUUAGUCAUUUUUAGUCCAUAAUUAAAACAUGAUGGCUUUUGCACAGGCAUAGUAUGGUGCACUUCAUUCAUAAGGUUUUAAAGUUAUUUAUAAUUAACUGAAAUCACAGUCAGCUGGAAUAUGGAAUAAAAAUAGUCUCUUGAAUGAUAAGUUGGUUAUUUUUUUUUAGAGGUGACCCAGAGAUCUUUAGUUUGAAGGCAGUGACUUUUUUUUGGCUAAGGGUUUUUGGGUACUUAUUUGUCACAUGAGUUACUUGGAAAGUAGAAGCUGAAUAGUAAAGGUUCUAUUCAACAAUAUAGUUCAUGGCUUUUGGGGAGGUUUUUGAAACAUUUUAAGCCAGGUGACUAAUAAGAUUUUAUUUUUGAAGGAAAAAUGCUUAUAGUAAGUUCAGAGACAUGCAGGGAAGCCCUUUGUUCUCAAGCUGAAUGAAGAUCAUGACAUGCUAACGGUUGUUUAUUUUGUUGUUUUUAACUGUGCAUUUUUCAUUUUCAGUUCCUUUAUGAUCAUCUUUCUUGUUUCACUCUCCUUCCUCUUCUCAAAAAAAAAGUUGGGAAACUUAUGAAUACCCAGGAAAACCUUUAUUCUUAUACCUCAAAUACCUUUUCAGACCUGUCUCAGUUUUAAAAAAAGCUAAGUGAAACAAACUGAGUAUUUUCUGAGAUACGAAUAUCAUCAAUGCAGUUUUAUGCAACAGACUGCUUACUGGAAUCUUUCUUGGUUGACAAGAUAUACAGACUGUAGAAGGAUGAAGAAAGAAAAGAAGCAGAUGAGCUUUUGGAAGCAGCAACAGUGUUCCUCAAAAGUCAGAAUAAUUGCCUGUUGAUAAUUAAUGAGACAUUCAAGUCAAAAUUUUAAGUUAGCUUCCCGAAUGACUUAGCUACCACUCUGCAAGCAUUUCUAACUUUUCUGAAUAGAACCUUUAAUUAUUCUUUCUCUAGUUUUAAAGCAUUACCAGAUAUAGCAUUUGAUUGGAAUAUAUUAGGCAAUGGGAAAAAUAUUUGAAACUAAAUCCGUAUUAAAAUUAAGAUUUGUUUUCAAGUAGAUGUCCAUUAAAAAUAUUUGGGAAAAGUGUGAGUGUGUGUUUUCUUAUAUUAGUACUAAUUAUGAGUAGACAAGUUCAUCUCCCUUUUUGUUGUGGAGGCUCCAUGUUCAAGGCAAUUGCUUUUUAAAUCUUGACUCUCUAAAUUUCCCCCCCUUUGUUUUGAAUAUUUGUAAAUUUUUAUAAGUUAGUGUCAGCAAAUUAAGUUACACUUCCAUACAUUUAAAUUACUGAGUAUAGUUCUGCUUCUUUUUUAGUUUAAAAAUGUAUGACUUGGGGUUUUAAAGUAAAAAUUAGAAAGUUAUUUGUGGAUAAACUAAAAAAGUUGCACAACUGACUGAAAUAAAACUCUUGGGAUAAGUUUAGUGAGGGGAUUCGAAUAUCCAAAUAGCUAACACUUUAGUCCUUUUAAAUAAUUGAAAUGCCCUGUUUUAGUCCAUAAGAAUUCUUAUCACAUUGUUUGCCAGAUUAUAAAAUACUUAUUUUUAAAAUUAAAUCUAUAUAUUGACUUUCUUAUCAAUCAUCUUAUUGUGCAAUCAAAAUUAAGAGUUCUCUGGUCGGAAAAGAACACUUAAGAGCCUCCAAAUAACUUUUUAAGACUUAUUUAGCUUUGUGGGUAAUAUUUUCAUGCAAAUAAGUCAGGGUGGGUUUUAUAUUUUGUAGAAGUUUUGGGUCCUAUUUUAAUGCUUUGUAUGGCAGUAUGUAUAUAGUGUGUUAAAUUCCUCAAAACUCUCCUUAAAAAUCUUUGAAGUUAAUACUUUUGUGCAACUGUGUUUUGAAUAAAGCCAUGACAGUGUUAAAACAAACAAAAAAUGCAGUACUCCUGAUUAUUCUUUUAUUGUUUCUGACUGUUCCUUGUUUUUUCUGAGACUGCUGUAACUUAAAGUUUUUGAAACCGAAUUGCUUCAAAUAAAUUGAAGAUUUGUUAAUGAUUA
Messenger RNA from Miniopterus natalensis, 3328 nucleotides. Its product is annotated as acidic leucine-rich nuclear phosphoprotein 32 family member E. Gene Ontology annotation, biological process: regulation of apoptotic process. Gene Ontology annotation, cellular component: nucleus. Gene Ontology annotation, molecular function: histone binding; phosphatase inhibitor activity. Lineage: Eukaryota; Metazoa; Chordata; Mammalia; Chiroptera; Miniopteridae. The record is from RefSeq and is a predicted model, not a curated record.